AUGACAACAACUCAAAAUGGCGAGAGACAUGAACAUCACGUGAACGGACAAUCUGCAGACGGAAAGGAUUUGCUGUAUUUGGACGCCGUUGAAAUUGAUGACAAGGAGUUCAACAUUCCGCCCAUCAAAAAUCUCCCAACAUUAGAGAGCAUACUGAACACCCCGGACGAUCAUGAUGAGCUGAACAGCGCCCUGCUAGUCGAAACCAGGAAUUUGCUAUCCGCUGUUAAUAGAAUAAGCAGGAACGCAGACAAAAGCAACUUGCAUGGAUGUGUACUUCGACACGUAACAUUGAAAUCAAUUUCAUCACAGUUACUUUCAGCAGCAGACAAGGUCGAUGCAGGACUUCCAACUGCACUUGCAGUCUCAAAGUUCAUAGCAGUUGGAACUUCACAUGGUCUCAUCAUGGUCUUUGAUUCCAAACAAGUUCUUCGUUGGUGUCUGGGAAGCACAGCUGUUGGUGCGCAAUAUGGGGCAGUGUCAGCUCUGAGCUUCAACAUCGACAGCACCAGAUUGUUGAGUGGGUUUGCCAGAGGACAGAUUAUGAUGUGGGACCUGACAAAUGGCAAGUUGUUGAGGACGGUUCUUGAUGCACACCCACCAGGCACCGCCAUCUUGCACAUCAAAUUCACUGAUGACCGAACAACCGCAAUCACCAGCGACAGUGGGGGAUCAGUUUUCCAGUUAGACUUCAGGCGCAAGUUGGGAAUUAGAACAUGCGAGUCUCAGUGCCUGUUUUCUGGGAGUCAAGGAGAGGCGUGCACCAUCGAGCCACUCUGCACGCAACAAUCCAUUCCAGAACAUCCAAUGAAGGACGUCAUCCUCGUUGCCAUGGCAACUCUCUCCAAAGCCAUCAUUCUUGUUGUGAAGCCCCAUCUGAUGGCACAUUUUGUGUACCCACUUGUGGGGGAUCCAUCCACCCUGCCACUCUUGAGUUGGCAGUUUGUGGUCAUCCAGGUAUCAGAACAUAGCAAGUCAGUUGAUCCUGUGCUUGCAUUCGGUAGGGACCAGGUCGUCUACUUUGCCCAGGUUUGUGUUGGAGUAGACAACAUAAAUGUGUCUGUGCUGCAGAAGACUGACCUGCCCUACAAACUCCUCUGCAUGACCUGGAUCAACCCUCGCACCAUGGUCUUCAUUGACACUUCUGAGAAAGCCCAUCUGGUCGAUGUAAGAACCGAACAGGAAGUUCAGGUUGUGUUGGACCUGGCCAGUGUACAACUAGCAUACAGCACGAGUUUCUACAAGUCCCUGGCGACGGGGGGCAACGUGAGUCAGGCCCUCGCGUAUGCAGGUGAACAGGCGUGCUACCAAUCCAUCGUCACUUACAACAACCAGCUGGUUCUGCUGGGCACAAGAGGCGUGCACAUCAUCACCUUGAGGUCCUGGUCCGAUCGCAUCAACUUGCUGGUGAAGCAGCGCAAGUACAAGCAGGCGGUUGAGUUGGGGUUGACCUUCUACAAAGAUACUGCUAUGGCAGUGCAGGGUCUCGUGUGGAACCCCCAGAAGAGGAAGACUGUUGUGAUGGAGUUGCUGGUAAAGGUGGUUAUGCAGUAUGUCGAUGAUUUCAUGAGUGGAGUUGGUCACGUUGAUGGAAUGUACAGUUCGCAAGCUGGUCUCCAUGCUGAGUUUUAUGAUGAUUGCUACGAGGUGCUUCAAGUUUGCAUCAACUACUGUCUCGAAACUGACAACAACGAAUUACUGUUUGGAUACCUCUUUGAUAGGUUCUCGGAAAACGAGGUGACGAAGGAGUUAUAUCUGGAGAGUUUGGAGCCAGAAAUAAUGGAUAAGAAUUUGACAUACAUCAGUCCUUGGGUCAUGAAAUGUUUUGUGGAUCAUUAUGAAAGGAAGGGAAUGAUGCAGAAUGUUGAGGCGUGCAUCCUGCAUCUCGACAUCAUGAGUCUCGAUAUCCAUCAGAUCAUGUCUCUAUGCUGGAUGCACGGCUUGUUCGACACCAUCCUCUACAUAUACAACAAGGCCAUGCGUGACUUCAUCACGCCCCUGACCAGUCUCCUCGAUCGACUGACCACUGAUCCAGCUGCUGAGGAGGAUAAGCAGCUGUACGACAACGUGACGAAUAUGGGCAAUAAGAUUCUUGUGUACAUCAGUUGCUGCCUUUGCGGUCGAGGCUAUCUUCAUGGAGAGCUUGAUGCCGAGGAUGUUCCGAAAGUGCGCAACCAGGUCAUCCUUGCCAUCACAUCACUUCACAGUCAGCAGAGUAAUCUUUCUGAGUCGACAUACCCCUACCUACGCACUCUCAUCAACUUCAACGCCAGGGAUUUCUUCAACGUCUUGUCUCUGGCGUUUGAGGGAGACAGAUUCAAUGGCAAGGAAAAACAAAGAGUUGUCGAUAUUCUGCUUCUCCUUAUGGUCGAAGGUGUUGGCUUCAACUCUUCACAGAUUGGCAUCUUGUUUGUGUUCCUGGCUCGUCAGAUCAGUCAGAAAGGAAACAGCAUCCAAGUGAAAUCCAUCUUGUUCGAUCAAGUCCUCGAGUCCCUCUGCUCUCCAGACCAAGAUAAUUCUAAGCACGAGGAGCGUCAACAACUUCUUCUCGAACUUCUUAACACUGGAGUUCUUCAUAGCUUCCACGGAAACAGAGAUGAACUGAAACUCGUCUUGAUGGCCGAAUCAGCUGGAUUUUACAGAGUUGUGGAAUCACUGCAUAUAAAAAAGAGGAGAUUUCAUUUGGCCUUUUCUUGCUAUUUGAAAGAUUUAGCGAGGAAAAUGAAGAUUUUCAAUUUUGUUGAUAUGGUUUUAAAAGAUGAAUCAAUUACGAAGAAGGAGAAGGAAUUAGUGUGGAAGGAAGCAGUGGAGAACUUGGAUAAGUUGGUGGUGAUCGAUAAGUUGAAGACUGCUCAUCUGGUAUACAACGUGAUGGGUAAGGAGGGCUUUGUCACGGUUUUGAAUCUUAUGAAUUCUGAUAGUAGAAUCCUCUUUGACUUUCUACAAGGUGUGUUUGAAUUGACUGGUCCGUCAGUUGUCAAACAAGAAGUUGAGGUUGGAAGUCGCAAAUUCAUGAAGGUCGACGGGCGGCUGUACGAGAAGUAUGUUGAGCUGGCGUGCGAGUUUAGGAAAAACGAAGAAGAAAUUAUUGAAUUUCUGCGUUCGCACACGGACUACAGUACAGACCUGGUGCUGAGUGUCGUUAAAAAGAAUAAUUACAAGGAGGUCACCUGCUUCCUUCUCGAAGAGUCUGGAGAUUAUUCGGGGGCGUUUGAUUUGAAAAUGAACAUAGCUCAGGGAAUCUGCACAGGCAACGAUGCUCAUCAAAUUGAGAGCAACAUCUGGAGUAUUGUGAAAUAUUUACAGAGGAACAACAAACAUUUCUCUACAGACCUAAGACACAAAUGUUGGCAUCAGCUGCUUGACCUGGUUCUUCAAAAGCAGGAAGAUGUCUCGCUAGAAAUGUACGAAGAUGACAACAGAAUAUCGACAGAGCAAAUUAAGAUAUUAACAUCGCAAGUGAUGACGGCAUGCAUGCCCUUCCUGCCACCUGGACUCAUCCUUCAAAGGGUUCUUUCCAGUCCAUGCUACUCGUCCGGUAGGUACGGAGAUUUGAAAAGUCUGCUCAAUAACAUGAUGGACUCGUGCAAUUAUGAACGGGUACUCAUAAAGACGUGUGCCAACCUAUUCGAUAGAGAUUACCAUUCACAGCUCUCUCGAAUGCUCAAGACGACCACCAUGGCAACUAAACUGAAGGCAUCCAGGUGCUAUCUCUGUUUCAAAGACAUGACCUAUCGCUCGUCCUCUUCAUCAGCAUCAGCGGCUCUGAAUGACGAUUCAAUCAUUUGCUUCCAAUGUGGUCACGGGUACCACUGCCGCUGCCUGUCAUCGAUCGGUCUGCGAAGGAAAAGUGUCAGUAACGAUGCUGAAGGUGGAAGUGACGAUUGGAUCUGUUACAUUUGUUGUGAAAGUGCUUCAAAGAGUCCAUCGUCUCCAGGCUACAGUAUUAACAACAUCCACAUUCCGGUUAAUGGUACAACUGACGGAAGCAAUCAGCGAGAUGAACGUUCUACAUUUGAAGACACGACCGACCAACAUGAUCACCACCAACAACUGAACCAAGCACAACUGGACGCACUGCAGAAUUUGAGGGCAUCUCAAAAAAGUAGGCCAGGUUUGUCGACGUUGAUGGAGCUGAAGAAAUAUGCGACAGACAAACAAAAAACUAAAAAUGUAAAUGAAAGAACAAUUAUAUGGAACUGAUCGUAACGUAUAUGUGUAUUUUUUUUUACAUUUCGUCAAAUCAAAAUGUUUUUCUUCUAGGCACCUUUAAAUAAUUUUUUUAAAUAUGUAUUAAAAUCUGUUAAGAUUAUUGUAAAUAAGAACUUGUUCAAACAU
Messenger RNA from Helobdella robusta, 4338 nucleotides. RefSeq lists its product as hypothetical. The coding region runs from base 1 to 4203 and encodes 1400 amino acids. The transcript is spliced from 10 exons. Gene Ontology annotation, cellular component: HOPS complex; late endosome. Gene Ontology annotation, molecular function: protein binding. NCBI's taxonomy places the organism in Eukaryota, Metazoa, Annelida, Clitellata, Rhynchobdellida, Glossiphoniidae. The record is from RefSeq and is a predicted model, not a curated record. Gene Ontology annotation, biological process: protein targeting to vacuole; endosomal vesicle fusion.